CAUUUUGAACCCUCCUCUCCGGAGACCCAUGAGACAAUAGCGCCAUCCGUAGCAAAGUAAAACAACAAUACCAAGAUGCCUACCGUAGCUCUAGACAAAGACCAGUUCUUUGCCCAUCUGGGUCGAACCUACACGGACGAUGAGUUCGACGAGCUUUGCUUCGAAUUCGGGGUCGAGCUCGACGAGAUCACGUCGGAACGAGAAGAAGCAGAGAAAUCCAGCGCCGGAAAAAUGAGCAAGAAGGAGCUCGCUGCCUUUUCCGACAGGGUUAUUUAUAAGAUCGAUGUUCCCGCCAACCGAUACGAUUUGCUGUGCGUCGAGGGAUUGUGCCGAGGACUGCGCAUCUUUUUGGGAGACCAGGAAGCCCCCGAGUACACGAUCGUAGACCCCGAAACACCGGGGGCGACGCUGACCGUCAAGAAGUCCAACACCGAUACCAUCCGUCCGUUCGUAGUGGCCGCGAUUCUGAAGGACAUUACCUUCACACAGGAACGAUACGAUUCCUUCAUCGACCUGCAGGACCAGCUCCACCGCAACCUUUGCCGCCAGCGAACCCUCGUGGCCAUCGGAACGCACGACCUGGAUUCCGUGGAAGGCCCCUUUGUCUACGACGCCCGGCCACCCGCCGACAUCGACUUUGUUCCCCUCACCCCCAGCGAUAAGGGAUCCUUUAAGGGUGGUGAUCUCAUGAAUUAUUACGAGACCGAGGUUUCCGCCAAGCACCUGAAACCCUACGUGCCCAUCAUCAAGGACUCCCCGUUGUAUCCAGUCAUUGUCGAUGCCCAGGACCGUGUUCUGUCCCUUCCUCCCAUUAUCAACGGAGACCACUCGAAGAUCACGCUGGACACGAAAAAUGUUUUCAUUGAAUGUACUGCUACCGAUCUGACCAAGGCGAACAUUGUCCUGGACACGGUCCUCACAAUGUUCAGCGAGUACUGCGCCGCACCGUUUACCGUGGUCCCCGUCCAGGUCGAGUACCACGACGAUUCCGGGAGCGUCGUGGACUCCUACCUCACGCCCAAGCUAUCGGUGCGACGGGAGCAGGCCAAGAUCGACUUUUGCAACUCGCUGAUCGGCGUCAAUCUCAGCGCGGCAGAGAUCCAGACCCUUUGCAACAAGGUCCAGCUCGGACCCGCAAACCUGCUGGAAAACGACACCCUCCUCGAGGUUACCGUCCCGCCCACGAGAUCGGACAUUCUCCACGCUGUUGACAUUGCCGAGGACAUUGCCAUUGCAUACGGUUACAACAACAUCGUCAAGCGGGUCCCCAAGACCAACACGGUCGGCGGGGCCGAGCCGCUCAACCAGGUCGGCGACCUGCUGCGCGAGGAAAUUGGCCGGGCGGGAUACACGGAGGUCCUGACCCACGGCUUGUGCAGCAUUCACGACAACUUCACCGCCCUGCGGUGCCCGGUGCGGGAGGACUGGGCCGUAUCGCUGUCGAAUCCCGCCAACAUCGAAUACGAGGUCUGCCGCACGACCUUGCUGCCGGGAUUGCUCAAGACCUUUCAACACAACAAAUCGGCCUCCUUUGCGAACGGCUUCAAGCUCUUCGAGAUCAGCGACGCCGUGCUCGUGGACCGGGAAAACGUCGUCACGGACACGAUCGUCGGGGCGCGAAACGUCCGAAAGCUGGCCGCUGCCUACGCCGGUCCGACGUCGGGAUUCGAGAUCAUCCACGGACUGGUCGACAGGGUGAUGACCCUGAUCGAGGUGGCGCCCGAGGCUUCCUACGUUGCCACCUCCGGGAAGAAGUCCUCCGCCACGGGAGGAGCCGACGAAGAAAUGUACCGGAUCAGCCGGGAGGGAUGGUUCUACACCAUUGCUCCCCUGGACUACGACGGCGACGCCCACGAAGCCAAGAUGUAUUUCCCGGGUCGUGCCGCGCAAAUCUUGUUGACGAAGCCAAACUGCUCGGAAAAGAUCCGUGUCGGAACCUUUGGCAUCUUGCAUCCAUUGGUCUUGAAGAACUUCGAUAUCCAAUACCCUUGUUCGGUGGUAGAGAUCAACCUGGAGGAAUUGAUGUAACGAAAUAAUAGUUCGGAAUAAAUAAAACAGCAUACA
Molecule: messenger RNA, 2064 nt
Organism: Pseudo-nitzschia multistriata
Lineage: Eukaryota; Bacillariophyta; Bacillariophyceae; Bacillariales; Bacillariaceae
Source: the annotation of a GenBank genome assembly